AUGGCUUUCAUGUACCAUAAGGUAAUGGAGAUUGAGGAAAAGGAGAGCACUUUGGGGAACAAGAUGAAGGAAGAUCACAAAUCAGAUGCUGACUAUUUGAACAGAUCUCUUGAACACUAUGGUGAGAUGGUUACAAUCUUUAGGAACAGCAUGGCUAUUAGAAAGUUUACAAAGGGAUCGAAUGAGGCUCUAGGUACCGAAGAUGGUGAAACUGAGAUUGAUGACGUGGAUGCCAAUAUGGUUUCUACCACACCUAAAGAUAAUGGGGCAUCUUCAUCAACCAGCAAACCUAACAAUGCCAGGACAACCGUAAAUGAAGAUGAAGGGUUGAUUGCUGCAUUCAAAUCUAUUGGUGAGAAGCUUGCAAAGGCUAUAGUGAAGGCCGAUACCGUGGACAAGGAUGUACCUGAUGAUUUGCGGGACAACUUGAAUAGCCUUCCAGGUUUUGAGGAGACACACAUAUCUUUCUACUACGCUCAUUUGAUUGCUAACCCUCACAUUGCUAGAGCUUUCAACAAGCUACCAUUCAACCACAAGUUAAAUUGGGUUGCUAUGUACAUCAGUGAGAAGUUUUCUAGAUGUUAA
Phragmites australis (common reed) is the source of this 585-nucleotide messenger RNA. RefSeq lists its product as uncharacterized. The coding region runs from base 1 to 585 and encodes 194 amino acids. The transcript has 3 exons. Lineage: Eukaryota; Viridiplantae; Streptophyta; Magnoliopsida; Poales; Poaceae. The record is from RefSeq and is a predicted model, not a curated record.